Messenger RNA from Diaporthe batatas, 3020 nucleotides. RefSeq lists its product as uncharacterized. Bases 114 to 1799 code for a protein of 561 amino acids. Lineage: Eukaryota; Fungi; Ascomycota; Sordariomycetes; Diaporthales; Diaporthaceae. Gene Ontology annotation, cellular component: glucosidase II complex. The record is from RefSeq and is a predicted model, not a curated record. Gene Ontology annotation, biological process: N-glycan processing. The transcript is spliced from 3 exons.
CGAUUCAACCACAUCCCCCGACCUUCACAACCCAGGCUGCUGCACGACGACGACACGAGGAGCAGCUGUGGUUUUGCUUUCAUACUUAGGAAGCAGGGCAGUCUAGCUUGGAAAUGCAUCAACAAGGCCUGGUGGUGCUUCUGGGCACCCUUGCCAGCUCUCGGGUGGCAGCUGCUGGGAGCUUGCCUCGAGGUGUCGGCCCCGAGUUCGCCAAGUUCUUCCAGACGAAAGAGACCUUCCAAUGCAUCGGGCAUCCCUCCGUCGUCCUAAAACCCUCUCAGAUCAAUGACAACAGCUGUGACUGUCCUGAUGGCUCUGAUGAGCCAGGCACUUCGGCCUGCUCCUAUCUCGACCCAUUGUCCCCCGAACAGCCCUUGCCUGGCUCCACGAGCGGGACCACCAACGUUUCGAACGCCCUGCCUGGCUUCUGGUGCGAGAACGCAGGUCACAUCGGCGCAUAUGUUCCCUUCGUGUUUGUGAACGAUGGCGUGUGCGACUACGAGAUCUGCUGCGACGGCAGCGAGGAAUAUUCACAUGCCGGAGGGGUCAAAUGCCAGAACCGCUGUGACUCCAUCGGGAAGGAGCACAGGAAGCUCGAAGAGGCUCGGAAGCAGGCCAAGGAGAAGGCCGCCAAACGCCGGAGGACCAUGUCCAAGGAGGCCAGAGAACUUCGACGCAGGGUUGAGGCUAAGAUCACAUCCCUGGAGGAGGAGAUCAAGGGCCUGCAAGCCAAGAAGGACGAGCUGGAGCAGAAGUACCAGGAGGUCGAGCGGUCCGAACGCGGAAAGGUUGUCAAGACUGAUGGCGAGGGCGGCAAAUUGGGGGUUUUGCUGGGCCUGGCCAAGGGCAGGGUCAGCGAACUACGUGACACCCUGGACAAGGUCCUCGACCAGCGCGAUUCUCUCCAGGAGCGUGUCAAGGAGCUGGAAGAGAUCCUCAAGAAGUUCAAAGAGGAGUACAACCCCAACUUCAAUGACGAGGGUGUCAAGGCCGCAGUCAAGGGCUGGGAGGACUAUGCCGCUAAGACGGCAGACGCCAAAGAACCCGAGCUCAAGGAGUCUGAAAUAGACGAGAUCUUGAAGGUGGACGGCGAGAACUCUGGCAUUAACUGGCAAGAGUUCGAGGGCGAGGAGGCGACCGAUACCGAUAUCCUCUACAGCAUCGAAGCUUACCUGCCCGAGUCUCUCCGGUCAUUCCUUCACGGGAAAUUCAACGCCCUCAGGGUGUGGUUGAUAGAGAACGGCAUCGUUGCUGAUAAUCCUUCCUCUGGCCAGGAGUCGAAGCUGGUGGUUGCUGCCCGUGAGGCUUUCCAGGCCGUCGCUGAUGAUCUGUCCAAGAAGGAGCGCACCCUCGGCGAACAGCAAGACGACCUGAAGAAGGACUACGGCACUGAUGACAUCUUCCGGGUCUUGAAGGACAAGUGUGUUGACGUUGAAAGCGGUGAAUACACCUACGAGAUUUGCUGGCUUGACAAGACCACCCAGAAGUCCAAGAAGGGCCACGGCAACACCAACAUGGGCAAGUUCACCCGCUUUGAUAUCGAGGAGGCCGACGACGAGGAGCGCCUAGACGGCAAGAGCCUGGGCAAGGGGCCGCGUACGGUGAUGCGGUAUGAGAACGGCCAGAGCUGCUGGAACGGGCCCCAACGGCGCACAGACGUCUGGCUCGGCUGCGCAGAGACGGAGGAGAUAUGGAGGGUCAGUGAAUCCGAGAAGUGUGUCUACAGGAUGGAGGUCGGCACGCCGGCUGCAUGCGAGGACGUCCACGAGCCCGGUGUCAGGUCCAAGGAUGAGUUGUAGACGGAACUCUUGACAGCAGAUAAGGGAGGCGUUUGAACUGGGUUUCUCAGCGAUCAUUAAUGUUCAUACUGAUGUAAAAACAUACCUGGGCAGGCUAGAGAUGGGGUCCGCAUAGAGAAGAUAGCGAGGGUAUCACAAUGUCACAUUUGCUAUGAAUCUUGAAAUCUGCACCGCUUCAUCAGAUGUUCACCUGCACCUGAGAUGCUCCUCAUCCCCGUACUGCUGCCAAUUUCCGCCUCUUGUCCCUCUCAGCCUGUUCCGCCAUUACCCUUUUGGUUAAGUUGGCAGCCAUGGGAUUGUUGAUAGAGGGGGCAUCAUUCUUAGUCGCCUUUUGGGCUUUUGCCGGACGGCCGUUCUCCGAGUCACCGUUGUUCGCACCGUCUGGACCGUCGCCUCCCUUCUCGCCUGCCUUGCGUUUCUUUUUCUUCUCGCUCUUGUCCUUCUUCUUACUGUGUGUCAGGCCCCUGGCGCGCAGGUCGUCCAUCCUCUUGGCGACCCUCUCCAGGUCGGCCUCCUCCGUCGGCAGUAUUGGCAAGACAUCCUGAGUCUCGAACGGCUCGCUGCACUCGGGGCAGUUAUGCUCCUGAUCUGUGAUCUCCUUGAUUGCCACCUCGGCGAAGACAUGGCCGCACGGGACAAUGUAGACAGCUUUGGUCGCGGGGCCCAGCUCUUUCAAACUGACAGGGCAUGCCCAUAUCUCCUUCUCCUUGGGCCCGGCCGGCUUGUAUCGCUUGAACCGCAGCCUAACGAUAUCCCGCAGGCUCUUGAUCCCCGUCGACGCGAAUGUCAUGUCAUGCCCAUUGGCCUGCUCCUCAUCUGCGUCGCCGCCGUCAUGGCCCGGGACCAGCCCCUUUAGUAUGGAUUCGUAGUUGUAAAGCCUGCCUUUCCAAUCUGACGCGACGUUUUCCAUGUCGAGGGGCUCUGAGGACAAGGGGUCUUGUGUCCAUGCGUGGCUGAGGGAUUCGAGGGCCGUAGCUUUCAGUUCGCUGACGGUCUGGGCCCGCGCUGCUUCCUUGACGAGUUCGCGGCGUUUCGGAAUGGAGCCGCCAUCGUUUCCCAUGAUGGGCAGGGACUUUUGUGUGUGUGUGUGUGAUUGUGGUCAAGUGGGCAAAGAUUUCGGGGAGAAAACUGUAAGGUGUUGGGCCUCGGGAGUUCAGUGGUUUUGCGAAUGGGCGCAGAAGGCUGAAAGGUGAAGUGCCUAGGUUUGCAGAUCGAGUUAAG